Messenger RNA from Acanthosepion pharaonis, 561 nucleotides. The record is from the annotation of a GenBank genome assembly. Lineage: Eukaryota; Metazoa; Mollusca; Cephalopoda; Sepiida; Sepiidae.
AUGGAAAUUGAUCGUUACGAACACUACUUAGAAGUCGAAAAAGAUAGAAGAAUUCGUCCUGCUUUCGGCGGUAUGGACGAUUCUCCAUUCUCGAAUAAGGAAAAUGAUCAAGACGAUGCACCGUUACCCCCCGUACGAAGACGAAAGAAAGAAGGGAAAAACGGGAGUGAUAAAGAGGAGAGGAUUGUGUCGUACUUGGGGCCAAUCUACCUGAACAGCAUCAAUUCAUCUAUCAUGAAAUCGAAUAGCUUAACCAGAUACCGUAAAUCCUAUCCGGUUUCAUCGCCAUGGGCCGUCAUGUGUGCCGUCGAGUCUGUCGGAAACGAGGUGAAUAUAAAAGUGCACCCGUGGGAUGAUGAAGUAGAAGACGGCUCACCUGUAGAUGCCACCCGCUCCAUGGAAAAUGAAUGCCGCUACGACGGCGACGGAGAAGAAGCCGAACAACGAGUAGGAGCCAAGAUGGCAGAAACCGGAAACAAUCGUAUAUCUAUCUAUCUAUCUAUCUAUCUAUCUAUCUAUCUAUCUAUCUAUCUCUCUCUCUCUAUAUAUAUAUAUAUAUAA